Molecule: messenger RNA, 10428 nt
Organism: Macrobrachium nipponense
Lineage: Eukaryota; Metazoa; Arthropoda; Malacostraca; Decapoda; Palaemonidae
Gene: wb
Product: laminin subunit alpha lam-3-like
Exons: 66
Coding region: 138-9839 (3233 amino acids)
Biological process (GO): animal organ morphogenesis; regulation of embryonic development; regulation of cell adhesion
Molecular function (GO): signaling receptor binding
Source: RefSeq, a predicted model, not a curated record
GGUUAGACAGUGUUCGCGAGAGGUUGUGACCGCGUUGUUCUCCGGGGCAAGUGAGUGGACUGUUCGUUGUGCCUCGAGGUGUCUCUUCCAGGAGCUUUGAUGGAAUGACAUAUCUACCUCCAGCGUUUUAGCACAAAAUGAUUUAUCUUUGGUUAGGGAUACUUUCCUCCUGGCUAUGGAAAACAGGCGGUGCCCAGUUUAUAACAGAGAUUCCCAUAGCGGACGUUCCCGUACCAGAGAAGGGCCUGUUCCCACACGUCAUCAACUUGGCUACACGUGCCCGCAUCUCUGCUAAUGCCACAUGCGGACAGAAUGGCCCCGAGAUGACGUGCAAGUUAACGGAGCACUCGGGAAACCGUCCUCCCCAGUGCCUUAUCUGCGACGCCAGAUCCCCCGACCCAUCCCGACGGCAUCCGGUCACAAAUGCCAUCGAUGGCACCGAUUCCUACUGGCAGUCGCCUUCGCUCGCGGCCGGAAGGCGGUACGAGUGGGUCACGCUGACUCUGGACCUCAAGGAAGUGUACCAGGUUGCGUACGUUAUUGUGAAAAGUGCGGUGUCUCCGCGUCCAGGCAACUGGAUUUUGGAAAGAUCCGUCGAAGGGCGCAACUUCCAGCCUUGGCAAUACUACGCGAUAUCUGAUUCGGAAUGCCAGAACUUUUACGAAGUGCCUCCCACUCGAGGGAGACCAAGCUACACCUCCGACAGUCAAGUUAUUUGCACGUCUUACUUCUCGAGACUCAACCCACUCGAAGAUGGGGAGAUUCACACCUCAUUGCUGAAUGGCCGCCCCGGAUCAGCGGGACCUUCGGAGGAACUGCUUGAAUUCACGAAAGCUCGCUACGUCCGUCUGAGGUUUCAGAAGAUAAGGACACUGCAUGGGGACCUGCAGGACUCCUCUCAGGAAACAGAUGGUUCUGUUACACAACGUUAUUUCUAUUCAGUUAAGGACAUUAGCAUUGGAGGAAGAUGCGUGUGUAACGGCCAUGCUGACAACUGCGACACAGACGACCCGGCUAAGCUGGCGCGGUGCUCGUGCGUGCACAACACGUGUGGGAACAGCUGCGACUACUGCUGCCCUUUGUACAACCAGCAGCCCUGGAGGGCAGGGAACUUCAGUGACGGCGGCGUGUGCGAGAAGUGUCAGUGCUACGGUCACGCCGAUUCCUGCGAAUACGACGAAGAGGUCGCCGAGAAGAAGCUCUCUCUGAAUAUCAGAGGCGAAUACGAUGGUGGUGGCGUCUGCCAAAACUGUCGCCACAACACUGCUGGAGUAAACUGCGAGAAAUGCAGGGAAGGCUUCUACAGGCCUCGGGGCAUAGCUCGCACAGCUAGUCAACCAUGCCUUCCCUGCCAAUGUUCAGGGCCUGGUACUGGAGGACUUUGCGUCCCAGAUGAUUCUCAAUUUAAUCUUGGAGUGUUUCCUGGUGCAUGCAUCUGCAAGGAAGGUUUCGCGGGCCCUCGAUGUGACAAAUGUGCCAAAGGAUUCAGAUCGUUCCCGCGCUGCGACCCAUGCCCCUGUCACCGCGCAGGUUCGGUCAAUGACGAGUGUGAAGGAGACUGCGUGUGCAAGGAAAAUGUGGUCGGCAAUCAGUGUGACACCUGUGCCCCAGGACAUUUCCACUUGGAUAUACGAAACCCCAAAGGUUGCACAAAAUGCUUCUGUAAUGGUGCUACGGGCUCUUGUGACGCAGCCAAACUAGCUGUAUACACUGUGGUGGAACGCAGUGAGUGGCGUGUAACUGAUUUGCUUGGAAGAAAGGUAGUUGCAGCAUUACACGAAGGAACAGAUGUUUCAAUCGCACAUGAUGAAAUGUCUGCCUUUUCGGCUUACUACUGGUUGGCACCAGACGGUUACUUAGGAAAAAGGAUAACUUCAUAUGGUCAAACUCUUACUGUGAAGGUGUCCUGGGUUAGACUUCGAGGAGAUACCUCUGGCAGUCCAACCCGUUGUCCUGACGUUAUAAUAGAGGGCGCAGGCUAUCGUAUAGCAUAUGGUGACAAUACGCACAGAGGAAGGAAGUCUGCACAUUUAGAAAUCCCAUUUUAUGAGCAUGAUUGGUUCCAUUUUCCAAAGGAUUUAGCAGACAUCGCUGAAUCAACGAAGUCAAGACAAUAUAAAGGAAAGGCGGUCACAAGACAAGAAAUGAUGCAAAUUCUCAGCUCUAUGGAAACGUUAAUGAUAAGAGCCAGAUAUCAUUCUGUCCAAAUUGAGGGAAUCCUUCAUAAUGUGGCUUUAGAGUAUGGUGGUGAGGGUACAGCAACACUAGUCACAGGAGCAGUCGAAAGGUGUAACUGCCCACCAGGUUAUACUGGUUUGUCUUGUGAGUUAUGCGAGCCUGGUUAUCGGCGAGUGAACAAUACGAUCUUUGGAGGAACCUGCGAACGAUGUGACUGCAAUGGUCACGCCGAAUCUUGUGAUCCUUUCACAGGGGCCUGUGGUGAAUGUCUACAUAAUACAGUUGGUGAAAAUUGUGAACGUUGUGCAACUGGAUACUUUGGCAAUCCUUCUCUUGGAACUCCAGAUGCUUGUCAGUUAUGUGAAUGCCCCCUUCCUUUGGGGCAAAAUUAUUUCACUCCAAGAUGUCUUCAUGACCUGGAUCUUGGAGGAUACAAAUGCCAGUGUCCUACAGGCUACAGCGGGCCCAAAUGUGAAAGAUGUGCUGAUGGGUACUUUGGAAACCCCCUUGUUCCGGGCAACUAUUGUCAACCUUGUGAGUGCAAUGGCAAUGUGGACUUCAGGGAGAGAGAUGUGUGUGAUCGAUCGACUGGGCAGUGCCUCAAGUGUAUAGGCAAUACAGCAGGAUGGAAUUGUGAAAAGUGUAAAGAAAAUUAUUACAGACAAACGCCAAGAGGUCAAUGUUUCCAAUGUAAGUGCCAUCCAAGAGGGUCCCUCAGUGAACAAUGUGAUCCCGAAAGUGGACAGUGCCAGUGCAGAGAACUUUUCACCGGGCGCCAGUGUGACAGGUGUAUUAGAGGUCAUGGGGGUGUUGAACAAGGUUGCCCUAGAUGUCAGUGCAAUCCACAAGGGUCAGCUAAUUUGAUUUGUGAUCAGUUUACUGGACAGUGCCCUUGCAAGCCAGGCGUUACGGGUGAAAAAUGUGACCGCUGCCUUCCUAACCAUUAUGGGAAUUUAGUCACGGGCUGCUUUAGUUGUGACUGUGACGAGAAGGGCUCCACCAGCCCGUCUUGUGACAUCAUCAGCGGCCAGUGCGCUUGCAAGAACAAUGUUGUGGGCAGAACAUGCAGCGCUUGCAAGCCUGGUUUCUGGGGUCACGUGAGAGGUACUGGAUGCACCCAGUGCGACUGCCACCAGGUCGGUAGCAUAAGUCAUCAAUGCGACGAUGCCACAGGGCAAUGUCGGUGUCGACCUGGCGUGGGAGGACCGCGGUGUGACACUUGCCUACCUGGGUACUGGGGAUUCUCGCGACAGGGAUGCAAACCUUGUGAGCCCUGCAGCGGCCCAGGUCGUUUCUGUGACCCAUCCUCUGGGCGAUGUAUUUGCCCAGAGAACACCGAGGGAGAUCGAUGUGAGAGGUGCUCUCCUGGAUCUUGGGAUUACGAUGCGUCCAGAGGUUGCAAGCCCUGCAACUGCUCUGGAGCUGGUGCCAUCACCCGCCAGUGCGAUUCCCGAACUGGUACGUGCGUUUGUAAGGAAGGCUAUGAAGGAGAGCACUGUGGCAAGUGCAAAUUUGGCUUUUAUGGUUUCCCUCUCUGCACCCCAUGUAACUGCAACAUGGCUGGUACUAACCCCCAUAACUGUGAUAGCAAAGGCCGAUGCCAGUGUGAUCGAAGUGGACAGUGCCCCUGCAAAGCCAAUGUCGAGGGUCUUAGAUGUGGUAAGUGUGAGGGUGGGACAUUUGGGCUGUCGAUAGAUAAUCCCUCAGGUUGCACAAGCUGCUACUGCUUCACGCGAACGAACAAGUGCACACAGGCUGAUCUCACUUGGUCUCAGCUGAUGAUGAUGAGUCACCGGAUCUUAACCAUCGAGUAUCGACCGCCAGGACACAGAGUAGCAUCCUAUCGCCCAACUGUAACAGUAUUCCGUCCAUGGAACACGCAGGAGAUAUGUUACAUUAAUUUGGCUUUGCCUGGUCAGAGAGUCCUGAGUUUUGGGGAAGAUGAAACAAAACUUAACAUUACCAAUCAGUUGCAUGUAAUUCCUGGUACAGAAGGGGAUGUUACCAUUGGAUCCUCCUAUCCCUUCGAUGCACCUCUGUAUUGGCAGCUCCCAAGGGAGUUCAUGAGAGAUAAGGUUCUUUCCUACAAUGGUUACCUUAGAUUCAGAGUGGGAAGUGAAGGAGGUAAGAGCAAGUUUCCAAAUCAGAUUCUUGAAAGCUACCCGUUAGUAUCACUUCAGGGUAACUGGCAACUGGUUCUUGAGUAUUACCCCCCUGCUAUAGUUCCUGAUGGUCGAUAUGAGGUCAAAUUACAUGAGGAUUACUGGAGGUUAAAGAAUAAGCCACAGGUUGUUACACGGGAAAAGAUGAUGAUUGCUCUGCAAAAUAUUCAGCACAUUUUGAUAAGAGCAACAGAUGCUUCUGAUACCACCUCUGCUUUGCUUCAAGAAGUGUCAAUGGAUAUUGCUGCUGAGGGUUCACCUGUAUCAUCCCGUGUAGCUUUGGGUAUUGAAAGGUGUAUUUGUCCUCCAAAUUACAGUGGCACAUCUUGCCAAGAUCCAAGUAGAGGAUUUUUCCGUUGGCACAGUAAAAAGUAUCCUCACUCAGAAAUUAUAAUAGACCUGGUUGGAGAGUCACGACCAUGUAACUGCAAUGGACGUUCAGAAACUUGCAAUCGAGAAACAGGAGUGUGCCAGAACUGUAGAGAAAAUACAAUGGGUCCUCACUGUGAGGUUUGUGCUACUGGAUUCUAUGGUGACCCUUCAGUAGAAAGAUGCAAGGCAUGUGCCUGCCCAUCACUACAGCAAAACUUUGCAGAGACUUGCCAAGCUGAUCGCGUUUCUGAGUAUAUUUGUCAAUGUCGAGAAGGGUAUACUGGCGACAAAUGUGACAGGUGUGCCCAUGGUUAUUAUGGUCAACCUGCCCAGCCUGGAGGAUCAUGCCAACCUUGUGAAUGUGAUCCAUUUGGUAGCUUAUCAGAGGCUUGCGACAGAAAUGGUCAGUGUAGAUGUAAGCCAGGGAUUACUGGAAGAGAUUGUUCCCAGUGUGCUCCACGCCAUCUUACAUCACCAACUGGAUGCAUAUCUUGUGUUGAUGGAUGUGUUGAUGUCCUCCUUGACGAAGUUGAAGCAAUGAUUGAUGCUGUAACAUCACUAGAUGUUACAGGUUAUAUUCCAGCUCCUUGGCCUUCUGUUACAGAGAUUCAAAACUUUACCGAGAUUUUACGAUCACAACUUACACGUUAUCACAGUCGAGUGGAUGAAUCACAAGACUUGGUUGUUAAUUUUGAUCUGCAGUAUACUGCUAGCACUCUUCUUUCUAAGGCUCAGCAAUUAGAAGAGGCAGCCAGUGAAAAUAUAAAGCCUUCUUUGAAACUCAAGGUUGAUGCACAGUCUGUUUUGGAUCUUCUUGAAAGUGCUUAUUCUCAAUUAGAAGAAACCAUUGCAUAUUUGAAGAAUUAUGCAAUUGGCGAAACUCCAAGCAUAUCUGUUGGCGGAGCUUUGAUGGUAGCUGAAGCAAUUUUAAAAGAAAUAAAAAAUCGGGACUUUACUGAUUAUGGCAAUGAUGCUGAAGUCCAACUAAGAAAAGCAAAGCUGCUACUGGAAAGAAUAAGGAAAAUGAGGCAAAGCAAUUCAGCCAUUGAAGAAAUUAAGGAUCGUUUAACAGAAUUAAAGAAUAAAAUCAAGGAGAUCUUAGAAAGGAUUAGAGUUUCAAAUAAAAAAGCCAAUGAGGCAAAAGUGCUGAAUGAGAACAAUAAUAAGAGACUAUCCAGAGUUAAACAAUAUUCAGAGGAUAUUAGAAAUAUGAGACUGAUGAUAGACGACCAGAACUUCAACUCAACCCAGUUACUCAAAGAAGCAGAUAAGAACUUAAUCAACACAAGACUUAAUUAUAAUAAUCUUGAAGGCUUGUUGGCAGAUUUGAGAAAUGGAUCCAACCAUUUAAAGGAAUAUGAAGGAUUACUCUGGCGUCUUAACAUUGAAUAUAAAGAUAAAUAUGUUAAGAGAGCCCAUGACCAUGCAAUGGAACUCAUGCGAGAGUCAAUCAGAUUAGAAAGCCUGUUCAAUGAAACCAGAGAUGUCGCUGAUGGACCCCUUCGUGCAGCUCAAGCUUACCAAAGAAUUGUUGAUGCCUUACAAAGUGCAGAAGAAGCAGCAAAAAAUGCUUCCCUUGCUGCAGAAACUGCGUAUAAAGUGGCUUACCCUGGUGAUCCAGAAGAGUCUCUAGUCCGUAGGGCAUCACUUUCUAGCCGUAAAUCAGAAGAGUUACAUUUAAAAGGAGAUGCCUUAAAAUCAAGUGUGGGUCAACAUUUUCUUGAACUGGAAAACCAGCAAAAGGCAAUUAACAGAGCAAGAGGGGAUAUUGGUAUUGGAGAAAAGCGUCUGAAUUCUUUGCAAAGUGUCAUGGAUCUGCAGUUCUCAUUAAACAUAUCAUCUGAAAUCAAGAACUCUUUGGACAGUUUAGCUGAAACUCAUGAGAAUAUUCAAAGCACGUUAGAUAAAAUCUCAGCUAUUCAUGGGAAUCUCACUAUUACUAAGGAGCGAGCACUGGAGUUGAGUCGAAUUGAUGCUUCGCUUUUAAAUGAGAUUAGAGACAAAAUCAAUACAGCUGAAGGCCACACUGUUAAAGGUGUUCGACUGGGUAACAACCUCCAGAAAACAGUGUAUAGAAUUGAAGGUCGAAGUAAUGAUUUAAAGGAAAGAAUAGAGGCUCUUAAGCGGAAAAUUAAACAGACACGGCAGUAUGCCUCCUCGAUACGGGUAUCCUUGACUACUGACUCUUCUGGUGUAUGUACAAGAAAGUAUCGACCAGCUCUGAAUCCUUCAACAACAACAAAAAUCUAUUUAAGUUAUGCAAUUAGUAGCUCUGAUAAAGAUGCCUUACUGCUAUAUCUUGGUUCUCAUAACACAAGUGACUUCAUGGCUGUUGAAAUGGUGAAUAGAAGAAUUCAUUUCACAUGGGAUAAUGGAGGUGGAGCAAAGCGAUUGAUUCACCCACUGAAACUUUUAACAAAUACUCCAACAGUUUCUGAUGAUACAAGAUGGUAUCACAUCACUAUAAAUCGUGUUGGAAACAUUGGCCAGAUGCUGGUUCAACCAGCUAAUCAAGCGAAUAACUUUAAAAUAGAGUCAGCUCCUGUGGAUGAUGCUUCCCCAGCUGGAUUUAGUAAAAUGGACUUACUGCCUUCAGAUGUUCUUUGGAUUGGAGGUGCACCAUCAAAAGCAGAGAGCACACUAAGAGCAAAGAAGUUUGCUGGUUGCCUACAUACAGUAUCCAUAGAUGGUGAGAAUAUUGGGCUUUGGAAUUUCACUGAAUCAGAAGGAUGUGGAGCAUGCAAUGAAGGGGAAGAAUUAGUUCUACAGCAAGGGGAUGAAAUAGCAGUUAGCUUCAAUGGCAAAGGAUACUUUAAAGGUACAAAUAGGCUUAGAAGACCAAAAGCAUAUUAUUCUACCGUUCUUGCUUUCAAAACACUUGAUGAAGAUGCUCUCCUGUUUCUGGCAGUUAAUGAGGACAAGAAUCAGUACUUCAGUAUUGCUAUGGAUAAUGGCCAUGUUGUCUUCACUGUCCAGUUUGAUCAUCAAACUCGUCUUGUAAUGAAGUCAAGUAAAAGGCUAAAUAAUAAUCGAGAUAUGAUUCAGAUUCAGGCAGUUGUUCAAAAUAAAAUGAAAGGUGGUGCUCGAAGUGGCAGAUUAGUUGUUGGAGAUCAAGACCAAUUGGGAACUGUGAGAGGGGGACCUGAUUUAGAUUUGUCUGAUGUACCCUAUUACUUUGGUGGAGUGGACCCAGAAUUUGAUAAAAACAAAUGGGGCUCACAGUUGAUGCUGCGCUCACUUCUUGGUUGCAUGGGGGGCCUGAGCGUAUUAGAUGAAGGGAAGAAUCCCCUCACUGAUGGCCAGUACUAUGGCAUUGAACAGGCUUGUGCAGAUAAGCCACUGAAUGAUGUAGGUUUCCUGGGACAAGGCUUUGUUGAGCUUCCAUCUCGUGUACUUAAACGUGAAUCCAACUUUGGAUUCACUUUUCAGACCAUGGAAGCAGAUGCACUAUUAAUGUUGUCUACAUUUAUUGGUCAGGACAAUGAAACAGAAGGAGAUUUGACUACUGCAACUACCACCACAACAACAUCCAGUCCCCUGCAGCCUGGAGAAGAACAUCCACCCGACUUUUACUCUGUAUCAUUAGUUGAAGGUCAUCUGGAUAUACGACUGAAUGGAGGAUCUAGUAUAUCACGACUAAUGUCUGCUGAAAAAUUUAAUGAUGGCAAUCUCCAUUCAUUCUUUGUUAUUAAAGAAAAUAGGAGGGUCACUCUUAAGGUUGAUGACAGAGAGGUAAAUGGGACAAGAUUAGACCCAGGUAGCCAUGUUGUGUCCGGACCAACUACUGGAGGGCUAUACUUUGGUGGUAUUCCUCCUGGCCUUCCUGUUACAACAAUGGUGGGCUCUACAAGUUCUCUGAAGGGUUGUAUCAGAGAUGUAAUAGUCAAUAAUCGAGUAGUGUCAUUUUCUCAACCAGUACAGUUUAAAGAUGUAUAUAUUGGACGUUGUGCUGAUUUACCACCCACUGCAAUGCAAGGAAUGGAAGGAGAUAUGAAGGAAAUUGAUUCAUGCCUGCCUCCUACUCAGCAUACUGUAGAAUAUAAAGCAUUGAAAUUUGGGGAUCAGUUGGACUCGCAUGUCAUGGUACCUUUAGAUCGUUCAACAUUCAAGAAAGACUUCAAUAUUUCCUUUGAAUUUCGUACUUAUUACCCUAAUGGACUCUUCUUUAUUGCAUCUCACACUGGUAAAAAGAAGUCACAGACAAUAUUAUCUCAACUGAGAAAUGGACGUGUGAUUGUAUCAAUGAAAAGACGAAAAAAGGAUAGUGAAAUAAUUUCUAAUGCUGGCCUAAAUACAGGACAGUGGAGGAAGGUAAUGAUAGAAAAGGUGAAAAAACGAUUAAGAUUAACUGUAGAUACUCAACUCAUAAAAAAAGUGAAAGCUCCAAAGAAGAUGAAUGUUGGAAGGAAGCUGUUCUUGGGAAGUCUUCCAUCCAAUGUCCCAAAACCAAAGGACCUAAUGGAAAUAGAUGCACUUCGUGGGUGCAUGAGAAAUUUGAAUAUUAACGGAGAGGAAUAUGAAAUUCCCAAUAGCAGAAGACAAGACCUUAUAGUUGGUGUUGGCCAAUGCUUUGCUAGUGUCCAACCAGGAUCAUACUUUCCAGGAGAUGCAUUUGCAAUCUAUAGUAAUAACUUCAAUGUUGGUCCUUUAUUAGAAUUGCGACUUGAAUUUCGUACUUGGGAAUUGAAUGGAGUAAUUCUUAGUGUAGCAGAUCCUCGUGGAACUUCUUUGUCUCUAGAGUUGGUGAAUGGGGCUGUUGUGCUUAGUGUAAAUAUGGGUCAAAGUCACUCAUUUAGUGCGCGAGUUAGUCUAAGGAAUAAAUUCAGGUUGUGUGACAAUAUGUGGCACACAAUUAAGGCUAAUUACCUAAAAGAUUCUGUGACACUACGGAUUGAUGGAUAUCGAGAGGCUUAUGGAUUUAAUGGAUCAGAGGAUGAUCGGGGAACUGUCACAGAUGCGCCAUUGUAUAUUGGUGGUUUACCUGAUACAGCGCUUCAAGGAACACUGUCAUCACGUGAAAACUUCAAAGGUUGCAUUCGUAAUAUUGUUCUCAAUAGUGAAAGACGUGAUUGGACUGAUAUGUAUCGUAUGCAAAAUGUUCUUCUUAAUGCUUGCCCUGUACAGUAAUAUGCUGUUACUGUUGUUUAUAAUUUUCUUCAAAUUGGUGUAUUUAAUACCUUACAAAAAGAUGUGUAUAUUUUGAAGUAAAUUGUAUGUAAAUCAUGUCAAAUAGCCAUGAGUUCUAGUGAGAAUUUUAGACAUUUACCAAAUGUCUUUGUUUUUAAAUAUAUAUAAUAUAAAAGAAAAAAAUCUUUGUUUUUAAAAACAUAUAUGGUAUAAAAGAAAAAAUCUCAGAUCUCUCAGUCCAUUGUUAUUUACUAAUAAAUUGCUUUGAUGUUCAGGCAUUGAUUAAUAUGCUAAACAUUAAUGUUUUUAAAUCACUUCUUUUAUGCUUGUACAGUGUACAGUUAGAUUUGCAGUGAGAAUUACGUUUGUGUGUAUGUUGUAAUUAAAAAUGAAUGGUUUGGUUGAAACUGUAUGUAAGGCAUGUCUGUAAAUUUUUACAAUUUCUUUUAUAGAUUUUACGUUUUAUGUUUGUCUGACCAUAAGAUUUUCUUAGCAGUACUUCCUUGUCAAUAAAUUUGUGUGCCAUCCACAGUGGUACAAAGCCAUUGAUCUUUAUUAAUUUUAGAAAUAUAAAAUAUUUUCAUAUUCA